Pogona vitticeps (central bearded dragon) is the source of this 4858-nucleotide messenger RNA. RefSeq names its product epsin 3 (gene EPN3). Gene Ontology annotation, cellular component: clathrin vesicle coat; plasma membrane; endosome. Lineage: Eukaryota; Metazoa; Chordata; Lepidosauria; Squamata; Agamidae. Gene Ontology annotation, biological process: endocytosis. Gene Ontology annotation, molecular function: clathrin binding; phospholipid binding. The record is from RefSeq and is a predicted model, not a curated record.
CGCGCUCAUCUCGGGCGCUCCCGCUCCAACCAAAAGCAGCCGACCUGCCCAGCAAGCUUGGCAACUUUCGAGCGCCGGGCUGCGGCGCGUGCGGGCAGGCGAAGCUUUUUGGGCAGGCCGGUUCCCUCUAUGCCGCAGAGGACACCCCGCUCGGGGGUGGGAAACGAGGGCAGGGCGGCCGGCGGCGGUGCCGCAGAGGGCUGCGUACUGCCAGCCCCGCAGGGAGACUGCCUUUGCCCCCUCAGGGAGCUCGCAAGGUGAGGGAGCAGAGCAGCAGCAGCAGCAGCACCGCCCCCCGCCGCCGCCACCCCCGCCAUGGAAGGGCGAAGGCUGCGCUUUCAGAGUAGAGGGAGAGCGGGGAAAGCGCGGGUUUGACGCCGCCGCCGCCGCCGCCGCCUGCUUCUUCCUCUCCCUCGACGAGAGGAAGCUCCCGCUCUCUCCUCCACCACCACCUCCUCCUCCUCCAGCUCGGAAGAGAAGGCAGCUUCCGUAUGGGCCCGGCGGCGGGCGGCAGCUGAGGGCCCCGAGGCGAAGAAGGCAGGCGGGACUGAGGACAAUAUACCAGCGGAAGAAUUAACACCUUUCAACUGAUCAAACUGGUUUUUUAAAUUUUUGCUACAUUUAUUUCCUUCUGCUAAGUGAGUUCUUUCUCCGAGGUGCAGCCAUGACUACGUCUGCAUUACGUCGACAGGUAAAAAACAUCGUACAUAAUUAUUCUGAGGCAGAAAUCAAGGUACGUGAGGCCACCUCUAAUGACCCAUGGGGGCCACCAAGCUCCUUAAUGUCUGAGAUUGCAGACCUGACCUUCAACACAGUGGCAUUUGCAGAAGUCAUGGGCAUGAUCUGGAGGCGGCUUAACGACAAUGGCAAGAACUGGCGCCAUGUCUACAAAGCUCUGACUCUUCUGGACUACCUCAUCAAAACAGGCUCAGAGAAAGUGGCUCAUCAGUGCCGGGAAAACCUGUACACCAUCCAGACCUUAAAAGAGUUCCAGUACAUAGACCGUGAUGGCAAGGACCAGGGUAUUAAUGUACGAGAAAAGGUGAAGCAGGUUAUGAGCUUGCUGAAAGAUGAGGAGAGGCUGAAGCAGGAGAGAGCCUAUGCUUUGAAAACCAAAGAGCGGAUGUCCCUUGAGGGCAUGGGUAUCAGCAGCAGCAACAGCCAGCAGAUUUCCUAUGGACGGCGAGCAUCACAGUAUGGAGAUGACUACAGCAGGUCAAGGGGUUCCCCAUCCUCCUUCAAUUCCUCUUCCUCAUCCCCUCAGUUCAGUUCUGAUCUGGAACAGGCCAGACCACAGACAACGGGUGAAGAAGAGCUCCAACUCCAGCUCGCCCUCGCCAUGAGCCGAGAAGAAGCAGAAAAGCAGCCACAACCUCCAGUCUCCAGCACAGAUGAAGAUUUGCAAUUACAGAUAGCGCUUACCCUGAGCAAACAGGAACAUGAGAAGGAAGUUAGGGCCUGGCAAGGAGAAAAUUCACUACUGCAGAGAGCACUGGAAGAGAGUCACUUAGGCACAGAGGAAGAAGAAGAAGAAGAAAGGACAAAGAAAAGUCAGUCUUCUAUGUUGGAAUUAGUUGACAUUUUUGGACCAGCACCUGUCACUUCUGCACAUACGUCAGCUGACCCAUGGGAUAUUCCAGGUGGGAGCAACCCUCAAUCUGCUGAGGUUUGGGAUCAUGAUACAGCCUUUUCUCCUCCAGCUUUGUCCUUGUCCAGUUCUUGGGAGCAAAACAAUACCAAAUCUACUGUAGAAACUACAGGAGCAUCUUGGGGUCCGACUGCAGAUCCUUGGGUACCUGUACCUUCAGGGGAUCCUCUACCCUCUUCUUCAACGCACCAGGUCUCUUCAGGGCCUUGGGAUCUUCCCCAUGCCACUCCUUCUUCUGGACCGUGGGGCAUGGAAUCCCUGUCAUCCACUGUCACAUCUUCGGAUCCCUGGCGAAAGUCCUCCCCACCAGCUCCAGUCUCGGCAGAUGUUGCCUCUACUGCUGAUCCUUGGGGAGGCUCUCUUGAAAAGCCUUCCACUGCUGGCAGUGCUGCUUUUGACUUGUUUGCCAAACAAGUGGAUCAUCCAGAACACGACAGUUCCCAGGCACCAUCAUCUGUGAGGUCUAACAGCCCUGUGGAUAUGGGCCUGUUUGGUGAUCUUAUUCCAAGUACCAGAGAAAACGGAAGCAAGAAUAAGGAUGUUUUUGAUAUUACAAGUUUAGGAGAUUCUCUUCCUGAUACAAAGAAGGAGAAGAAAGAUAGCAAAACUCCAGAGACAUUUCUUGGCCCAAAUGCCUCCUCCUUGGUUAAUUUGGACUCUUUGGUCACAGCACCCCAGAACCUGAAGUCUCGUAACCCAUUCCUGGCAGGCCUUAGCACACCUUCACCCACCAACCCGUUCAAUGUCAUUGACCAGGCCAAGCCAACCCUCAACCAGAUGCGGACCAGCUCCCCAGUACCCAGUGCAGCCAUGGGAAUGACCAUGAACUCCAUGUCCUACAGUGCUUCACUCCCUCUUCCGCUCAGCAGCAUCCCAUCAUCAAUGACCCUUCCAGCCUCCAUGAGCGCCUUCCCUCAGGCUGGAGCAGGACCUUUCCCAGAGUUACCCACCAACUUGCCUCAACCUCUCUUACCACUUUCUGGCUCAGUCCCCCCAACAUUACCUCCCCAAAGCAGUAUGAACCCUUUCCUCUGAGAAAACAUUGUUGAUGUCGUGUGAACUCUCAUCCUGCUCCUUCUCCAGCUGUUAUGGAGAACCUCCCAUGCAAAGACUUUUGUGGAUACCUUAGUUUUGAUGAAAGGAUAGUUUGCCUGGCCAAAGAGACUCAGCAGAAAUCUCCUUUCUUGAGAAGGCUAGAGAAGAAUCAACCAUUCCACCAUGUUGAUCAUUUUCUAGAGUCCACCCUUGAGGGUGGUGAGGACAUUCCUAUCAUCAGCUAGCCAGUUUUGAUGGAUGCAAAGGAGAUGGGAGAUCCAUGGUGAAGAAGGGCUUUGUUUUUCCAAGGUCCCUGCUCUCCUCUGUUUUAAUGUUGGUAUGGACAGGGACAAAGCAUGCUUCCAGACAUACAGCUGUUAGAACUGUAGACGGCAUUGUCCAGUGUUAAGAAGAAGAAAAAAAGAAGACAUGGGAGGGUUACAAAUGGGAGAGGAUGCUAUCCGGAUGCAUAAAAUUUCAUGUUUGAAGCAGGGCAAUCACACAAUACAAGCCUCAUCUGGAAGCACUCUGUGAUUAAAAAGAGUGAUGAGGCACCUUCAAUGGGACAGAAAAAUAAUUUUGUAAUCUGCAUGGAAAAACACACAAAUGUUUGCAAAGGCUUGCAGCUAUACUGCAUGUAUGACAGGGCACAGGCUCAUUUCUGGAAAUCAAGGCACCUCAGCACACGUAGCUAGCUACAUGUUACAUGCAAAAGGAGAAAAUCUGGUUUCCUUUUUACAGUGUCCUCUUUAUUGGGUUGCUUGACGAAGGGAAAUUUCUUUCUCAGCUGCUAUUGCUACCCAAUUGCAAUAUGAAAAAAAACAACAACAAAACUUAAGAGCCUGCAACUUGAAAGCCCAGCAUUCCUAAUCCUAAAAGCAGCAAGUAAUACAAACUGCAUAAAUAUUUGCCGCGUGCAUUCCUAAGUCUGUUUGCAAAGCUUGGAGCGAAGUUGAUAGCUUUUGAAAUUUUGUGUCAAGAAUUAAGAAGGUAGUGGGAUGAGACAUGCAGAAAAUUGUGUGGGUGGAUGUGCAAGAUUUUUUAAAAAGUGCUUGCCAAUCUCAGUAAACGCCUGUCUGCUUUGAGAUAAAGGUUGAUAAGUCUUGUUGAUAAUGGAAAUAGAGUGGAGCUGAAUCAUGGACUCCAGACACCUAGAUUACUUGAAGUAUCUGAUCAAUCUUCUUCAACUUCUAAUAGUUCAGUUUUUUAAAAAAAUGCCCAGAGGUAUGCUGGAUAAACUUGGCAAACUGAGAUACUCAGGAUUUUAAGGAAGCUGUCACACUUUACACUAUAGGAGCACAUCGUUCCCGCUCUCACUCAAGCUCUUUCCUAGAUACUCUUUCUGAUAUUGUGCUUCUGCCUAUUUUGCUCCCAAAUGACAUCUCAGUUCUCACUUCGGGAAACCCAGUUUCUUCUGUGUCGUCCUCUUGGCUGAUUCCUUUAUUACAUGCUUGAUUCUAGACUUUGUUGCUAGCCUUAGUGCCUACCUCUCAAGCCCUGAUUUCCAGAAUGCGGAACUCUGGAAAUGAAAGAACUCCAAUACGAGAAAACUCCAUAGUUCAACCACACUUGAAUGAGCCUUGUGAGAUUCAAUGAAAAAUUAUGGAUUGCUUUAAUGGAGGCAAAAGAGGGAAGGACCCUGUUUGAUUCAGACUUGAGGAACUCUUGUCCAUUACAAAUUUUGCAGUUCAGCUUCACAGCCUUGGUGCAUUUCAUUAGCGCUCAGAUGUGCUUUAAAAACCUCAAAAGAGAAAUUGGUAAAAUACUUUAUCUUUCAUUUCCAACCAGCCUCAUCCUCCAGAGUCCUCCCAGCAUAUUAAUGGAUUUGUUGUAAAACUGGGAGUUGGAAUGGCAGAGAAGCAGCAGUGUGUACAGCAUGAAUUUAAUAUCCCAAUUACCGGCUGUGUCUUAAUUGAAGAUUCCACUCAGCAUGCAGAUACAAGUUUCAUUUGCAGGGCAAGAUGGCUCUGGGGCACGGAUGCAGCCUGGAUAUGCUAGAGGUGGGGUGGAAAAGGGGCCAGGCAAGGAGAGCAGCGUGGUACAAUAAUUAGGGCUUUACUGCCAAGUAUGCUUAAGCACUACCACAGCAAUCAACAUACCAAUACAGACUUUCUGGCUAUAACCGGACAUGGGUAGGGUGGGGAAAUAAACAGUCAAUAAAAUGUUCUAACGUGC